AUGAAAUUUCAAUCGAUUUUCAUACUACUAAUUCAAAUCAAUUUUUCUUGUGGGGAUUUUAUCAAAUCUGGAAAAUUGACAGAUAACGAAAAUGAGUAUAGGCUUAAGACUUGUGGAAUGGAGGGUCUUCCUAUCCCAUCCUCUGAACCCACUCUCACCAAUACCAGUGACACGUGGAUGUGGUAUUCUGAGUCCAAAUCUUCAAAUCGAUAUUCUGGAGCCACUCUAAUUUCCUCUAGACAUUUCUUAACAAUUUCCAACAACAUUCUCAAAGAUAAAAUGGUUUGGAUACAUAAUGGAUCAAAUUUCACCCCGAAAUGUUUGGGAAACAAUUUAAACCAAGAAGUUCCUCAAGAUGUGGUGAACACCCUAAAUCUGAUAUCCUUCGAUUGUCCUCCUUCUGAAAAUUCGAACUGCAAAAAUAGAACGGCAAAGCCUGUGAAAGCAUAUUUAUUAAAUAUUUGUGAUCCUUACGUGAAGAAAUGGUUUCACAUAAUUCAUUCUCCAAUGAUAGUUGAGGUGAAAGAGGUUUAUGCGAAAAGUACACCUUGUCUAGAUGGCAGCAUUUCCAGUUUUGGAGAUAUCUACUCUUAUCGGUUUUGGUCAAAUAAGGGAUUCAUAGGGAUGAGUGUGAAGGUCAACAAAACUCAUAGGAAUUCCCUUGUUGUUACUGAAUUCACAAAUAAUUGGACAGACAGAGGUGGACCCCUUAUCAGUGUCAAAAAUGGAAAAUGGUCAGUUAUCGGAUACGAUGCAACAGGUGCUACUCUGAAGAAAGGAACUUUCCUUAAAUGGUUCUAUCGCGUCCAACGGCUGAAGAACGGGAUAUGUGAGGUUUCUGGAGUUUGUGAUCGUAUGAUGACAUCGGCUCCAACCACGACGACUUCUACAACUGAAUUGACGACUACGGUAACGUCUUCUGGAUCUUCAGAAAAUUUGAAAACUACAACACUUCCGACUAACUUGGAACCAGAAUACGAUUACGAUGAAUACGAGGACUACCCGACGAAUUCGGAAUAUUUGGAAUUGGAUUAUAAAUUUUUGAUGGAUACGGUCGCCGGAAGCUCUUUCAGAAAUAUAAAGAUUUUCGUUUUUCUAAUACUUUUCUUUGUAAUAUAA
This is a messenger RNA of Caenorhabditis briggsae, 1119 nucleotides long. The record is from RefSeq and is a predicted model, not a curated record. The transcript is spliced from 5 exons. Lineage: Eukaryota; Metazoa; Nematoda; Chromadorea; Rhabditida; Rhabditidae. The coding region runs from base 1 to 1119 and encodes 372 amino acids.